Messenger RNA from Gambusia affinis (western mosquitofish), 2108 nucleotides. Its product is annotated as SHC-transforming protein 4-like. Gene Ontology annotation, molecular function: receptor tyrosine kinase binding. The transcript is spliced from 15 exons. Gene Ontology annotation, cellular component: plasma membrane. The record is from RefSeq and is a predicted model, not a curated record. Gene Ontology annotation, biological process: intracellular signal transduction; cell surface receptor protein tyrosine kinase signaling pathway. Bases 250 to 1806 code for a protein of 518 amino acids. NCBI's taxonomy places the organism in Eukaryota, Metazoa, Chordata, Actinopteri, Cyprinodontiformes, Poeciliidae.
GUGAGCCAGAGCCUCUCAUUCAAAUCAUUCAUAAAAAAGUGACUUCAUUCAUAAAAGCUGCUCAGUUGUUCGAUGCUUCAGAGAGAAAAACCCUGGAAGCCCGGUAAACUGACUGAGAAAGUGUUCAGUCUGGAGGUUUGAGACUUUACUCGGCAUGACUGCAGCGGAGCAGACAGGAUUGUAAUCUACACAGGACAGCCCCAGACCCGUGAGGCUCCCUCGUUUCUUCGGCGUUCCAGUGCCCUGAUUAUGCGAGAGCAAACCAUACCCAACUUCAAACCACAGACAGGACUUCUACCAGGUAUGCUGAAACGCACCAAAUACAGCCCACUGCGCAAUGACUCCUUGACAUCUUUAGAGGAUCGCCCUGAAAGAUUGCUGCCCUCAAAGAGGGACCUUUGCCUAGACUCUGAUUUUGCUCAGCUUGAUCCCGGGACUCCAUCUCCCCAUGGAUCAUCCACCCUGAGGAACUUCGUGCCCCGUGUGGCCAGCAUCCGGCUGCAAAGUCCCAACUGCCUGAGGAGAGUCCUGAAGGGACAAGCAAACACAAUCAGAACUGCCAGUAAACGGGACGACAGAGCAGACUGGAGCUCUUCCUUCGGUGGGUCCUUCUCCUCUGGACCAGACCCAAUUCACCUGGCUCUCCUCUCCACGAGGCGUCCCAUCACGCUGCACCGGAUGGCCAGCCUCCCCUGCGCCCCGUGCUCGCAGCAAAGUGACGGGCUCUGCCGCUUGAAGACAGUAGACGACUGUGUAGUGAUGAGGACAUCGAACAAAGCAGUUCACCAUCACGUAAAGUACAUGGGUAGCGUGGAAGUGGUCCAGUCCAUGAGGACACUCGACUUUGAUACAAGAAUGCAAGUCACACGGGAGGCAAUUAGCAGACUGUGUGAGAGGACUUCAGUGAAAUCUUUGCUGAAAACCAAGAGGCCUCCGUGUAAAGGGGUUUCUGCUGUUUUGGGUCAGAUCGACAUGCAGUUUUCUGGGAGCAGAGCCAUCCUGACAGUGUCCACAGACAGUUUGUCUCUGAUCACAGCCUCCAACUUACAGAGGAUUGUCAACCAUCCCAUGCAGGGCAUUUCAUUUGCCUCCGGAGGAGACCCAGAGAUGUCAGACUAUAUUGCAUAUGUUGCGAAGGACUUCUUCAAUAAGAGAGAGUGCCAUAUCAUGGAGUGUCCCCAAGGUCGGGCCAGUGAAAUUAUCAGCACCAUCGGGCAGGCCUUUGAGACGCGCUUCCGGCAGCUUCUCAGCCAGACAUCAACGCUCCUCUCCCCAAGGUCUGUGGUUAGGAUAUGCCCAAAAUGGAGUCCCACAGAGACAUCGGUGGAGCAAAAGACCAAGCAGAAGGAAGAGGUCACCAAGCAGCUGGACUACUAUAACGUCAUCACAGGAAAAAACUUUUUUUCACUGGAUGGCGGCAAAGAAGGCAAGCAGGUGUCAAAGGAGGCAAAGAAACAGGAACCUGAUAUUCAGGAGGUCUGCUUGUCUCGUCCGGUUUCGCUGCAUGAGAACUACUCCGUCAGAGAAGAAACUUCAGCUCCAUCUGCAGACUCUGUGCAGUGUGAUGACAGCGGAGAGCAACACUCUCUCCUCCUCAACACCCCAGGCCAGAGCUUAAUUUACCAGGAAGUCUGGUUCCACGGCAGGCUGGACAGAGAACAGGCGGAGUCUCUCCUCACCUGCAGCGGGGAUUUCCUGGUCAGAGAAAGCAGCUCGGCCUCCGGCCAAUACGUCCUCAGUGGGAUGGAGGGCGCCACUGUGCGACAUAUACUGCUUGUGGAUUCACACGGGCAGCAGGUGUCAUGAAAUUCGGUGAAGGUGGUGAGGCAGAUGCAGCGGACCCAGGUUUAGGAAACGAAAUGAUGAUUUUAAUGUCGAUACCAAAAAAUACAAAGUCCAACAACCCAGGCAGCACAGCGAGAGCAGAAGGCUAAGACUCAAUAACUGGUAGCAACCUGGAAACUAAAUGGACGGCAAGUAAGACAGGACAGCUACGACAAGGACCCAAUAAAGAACAAAAAACACAGGUGCGAACACGGGACCAGGUGUUCCAGAGCGUCGGUCACCUGGUGCGAUUCCACAUGGAGAAGCAGACGCCCAUCUUCUCU